AAUGUCUUGAAGAGUAUUUCCAAUGUUUUCCUCUAGAAUUCUAAUAGUUUCACACCUAAUGUUGGAGAUGUUUAUUUAAAACUAGGGGAGCAUACAAAACAAUUCAGGGAGAGGGAGAAGGUGGAUCUAUUUUAGGAGUUAAGAAGAGGACACAAGGCUGGGCGUGUGGCUCAUGCCUGUAAUGCCAACACUUUGGGAGGCCAAGGUGGGAGGAUUGCGUGAGGCCCAGGAGUUAGAGACCAGCCUGGUCAACAUAGCAAGACCCCAUCUUAAUAAGGUGAGUGAAGUGCAAGAAGGAUUAAGACAGUACAAUAUCAUGGAAGUCAAGCAAGGAGAGAAUUUCCAAGGAGAGCAUCUCAACAGGAAUUCCAAGGUCAUUUAUUGAAUUCCUAUUUUAUAGCAACCACUUUACAAUGUUGGUGGUAAGAUCAGAAGAGAAGAAGCGACCACUGGGUUUGGAAGAUAGAAACAUAUUGCUGCUAUAGAUAUGGGCCUGGCUCAUUAACUAAAUGUGAGUGAUUAAUACUAUCUGCUGAGGGGGCUCACAUCUAGAAGCCCAGCUUCACCGGGAAACUGGCAAACGUCUGUGGUGGUGAUGUUAGCUUUUACCUGGAUUCACUGGUACUUAGCCCUCUUUUUUCCAAUAGCUUUGUGAGAUUUGUUUGGCCGUAAGAGAGGGUACUGCAGGAGGAAAUAUAAUGUAGUUUGAUCAUUGGUUUUAGGCAUUUAAAAGAUGGUACUGCUGAAUGACAAAUCUCUUCUUUUAGUGAGAGGGUUUCACAGUUUGAAUGGAAAAAUGCCUCUAGAGAUUCUUUGAAAAUGGCAUAAGCAGUACUCUUGAGGCUUCAUGGACUUUCUUUUCUCUUUGUGUCCCCAUGACUUUUCUUUCAAAUGCUAUACAAAGGACUUAAGUUUACCAUAACACUCCAUUAAGUCAAUGUUAAUUCAAACAACUGCCUUUUCCUAGCCAAUAAGAUAUUCUGUUUUUCUCUAGUAAAAACAGCAGAUUCUGUUAAGUCAGAGAACAUUUUUGAGGAUAACAUGAAGUUAAAUUUGAAGAAUAAUUUUCUAUGUCUUUUUAGAGGAAAAAUAAUUAAAAUCACAAUAGGAAAACAAUCAACAGGAGUCUGGAAGAGAAGAAGAAAAAUAGGAAGAAAGAAGACAACGUCAGUGUAAUACUGUCACUAGAGCCAGAGCGGUAAACUCAAAUAUAACAGGCUGGGAGGGAAUCUGGUGCCAGGGACAUUAUACUUAAAUGGAAUCCGGUAACCUGAACGGUAGUUCCGGUUCUGCACUAACUUGCUACUUUUGUGAAUUGAAACAAGGCCCUUCUCUUCUUCGGUCCUCAUUUUCCUUAUCUGUAAAAUGAAGGAUCCUUUAAAGGCAUUUUCAGAAAAGUUGUGAGAUUUUUUUCUCCUUGUCUGCGGAUAUAUUUAUUCUCUUCAGCAGAAUUUACUUGUGGUUGUGCCAGCCCACUUCUACACCGCCUCCCACACCAGGACUGCAAAGCUAUCACAGCAGGAUCAAAAAAAUAGAAUAGAAAAGAGGGUGAAGCUGAGAAACUGUUUGUAGUAAAGGGUCAUGUUGGAGAAGCCAGGUCCUUGAUCUCGUGGUAUGCUUUUUUAGCUCAUCAGUGAGAUGAUGCCUCCCUAUAUGGCAGUUUUGUGUAACUCCCAGAACCCCCUUCUUUACCUGGGCAUUUCCAUGUUAUUAUUUGCAGGCAAGAUGACUUUGUUAACACUUUGAAGAUUUGUUAGGAAUGAGUUGAUGACUUUGGUCAGAUUUAAAUUCUUUUUCCUUUGAGGAUAGAAGGAUUAACUAACAAAGCAUUUUGUGUACUGGGUAGGUUAGGGCUUGAUUAAUGGGAUUUGACUCACUGCCCAAGUAAGCAGCUGACAGGAGCCAUAAACCUGGGGUCAAACUUAUAAACGAGAUACAUCCCAGAGAGACAGUGUGUUAGAGCUUGAAUAACUUACCUCCCUCUGAGUCCACCUGGCAUGUAACACACAAGUGACUAGGAAGUGAAAAGCAGGUGAAUUAAUGAUCUUGAGAGGCCCAAAUUGCUGGUAUGAAUUAACCAAGCACCAUAGGCUAUUUUUGGUUGAAUGGCAAGGGGGGGGAUUGGAGCAGGAAUUGAAAUGCCACUGACUUAGGCUCAUUUCUUCCCUUAACUGGUAUGUUAAGUGAAUUAACUUAAGUAAACUUAAUUCACUUACGUUUUGUGGGUCUCCGUUGCCUGAUUCAUCUGAAAAAUAGGGCCAGGUGAGAUCACCAGACUGGAUCAGGCAGGUUGCAUUUGCUAGGCCCCUCAUUCUCCAUCCUUGCCUGAAAUCUACUGAUACUUUUGUCUGUGCUGCUGCCAGCUUCUGGAUUUACUGCCAUUAUCAUCUCUACCAGUCCUCCAGAAGAUCUUGUGGCACAGAGUGGUCAAUUUGGACUUGUCCCCAUUCCUCAAAACCGCUCUGGAUGGUUUCUGAAAUGUUAUCAUAAGGAAUGUAUCAUGAGUCCUUAUUACCAGUCAUUUAUAACAGUGUUUUUGUUUCUUUUGUCUGUGUUCCAUGGAUUCCUUUCAGAGUCCAAGGAAAAGCUACAGGCCUUCUCAUCAAAAGACAAUGUCUACAGACUCAUUUACUUAAGGUUUUGGGGAGGUUCACGGAUGCUGAAGGCCUUCAGGCUAAGAACCCUUGCUCAAGAAAAAUACCAUUAUUCUAUUGACAAGCUUGUAUAGUGUUGUCGCUCUCUUCCAGAAAUGCUAGGAGCAUUUCUAGGAGCAUAUAGGUAAGGAACCCAAACAGACUGAGCCUGUUCAGUGACUUAGUAAGAUGAUGCCCUGGUCAUGUACACCCUCCUCUUGAGACCGAUGCAUCACUUCCUGGAGGAAAGCUGUCCUAUGGCUGUGCACCAUAGGCUUACUGUGUCCCAUUGGCUGAAAUGGAAAAUAUCCAUGAGCUUUUGGUUUCUAACAUAAAGGGGGAACAUGAUAUCUUCUAGCUGUGCUCUUCGUAGUGUGCUGUGAAUCCAUUUGGAUGGCAUCCUCAGAGUUUCCCACUGUCUGAGAACACUAUCUAAAUUUAAAAGUUCUCAGUUUAGGCUAGUAAAGUAAUUCUGUUCCUGUCAGAGUUCAUCUCAUGGAGAUCACCAUAAGUCACAAUUAUAUUAUCUUCCUUUUCAUCUAUACACUCUUACAUUUUUUUAUCCCCUUAGAAGAUAAUUCUCCGGAGGACUAAUUAUCGAUGUCCUUAAUGUGUUGGACACUCACAUCAUUCCAUCAGUUUGAUUGUCCUCAGAUAAAACAUUGCCCUGGCAGGGUAGUCACAACUGGGACUCCUAACCCGGUUUAUUUCUUCUUGGUUUUGAGUGUAGAGUUGGUGAAUUAAUGGUAGAAAUAAACAAGCUCUAGUGAGCAGCAUCCUUUUUUUAGUCCUUUGGAAAUAUAAAAGUAGAUGGAAAUGGAAACAGGAUUCUGAUUCUAUUUUGGACGUAACAGCUAUUCCUCUAUCUCAUAAAAAGAAAAAAAAAAAGACUAAAAGCAUCAAACUUAAGUUUCUUUCCUUUAGUUUCUUUACUAAACUGUCCCUUACCCCAAUUCCCAGGCGCUCUGUUCAGUAUUAAGUAUAGUAACCACUCCAGAUUUGGCAUGAUUUGUAAAAAACAUUUCCUUUUAUGGAAAUCAUUGAUAUUUUAUUAUGUUCUGCUCAGAAUUUAAAUGAAUAUAUCAACCCCAAAUUUCAGGAAAAAAAUAAUUUGUUUCCUAUUUUAAAACUUUUUAUUAGUAAGUUUCCUAGUAAAUAUAAAAGUAGAUAGAGUAGUAUGAUAAACCUAGAUAUACCACCACCCAGUUUCAACAGUAGUUAAUAUAUGACCAAUUCUGUUUCAUUUGUGCCUCUGCCCAUUUUCCUUUGCCCUAGAAUUAUGUUGAAGCAAAUUCAAGACAUAUCAUUUCACCUAUAAAUAUUUCAUUAUGUAUCUCUUAAAGAUACAAGAAUUUUUGUAUACUGAAGCUCAAUACAAACACUUAAAAAUUAACAGUUCUUUAAUAUCAAAUAUCUAAUCAGCAUUCAUAAUUCCCCAAUCGCCUUAUAAUUUGUUUCUGUAGUUUGUCAGUCUGAGUGGGGAUUCAAAUAAGGUCUACACAUCGUGCAUGGCUGAAACAUUGCUUAUGUGUUUUGACCUGUAGGUGCUCCUCUUUUCUGUUUUUUUUUCUUGCCAUUUUUUGGUCAUCAUUGUUUCAUUGUUGAAACUGGAUCGUGUGUCUUAUACAGUUUCGGGGAUCUGGGUUUUGCUGAUGAUCUAUUAUUUUUAAGAGUAACACAAGUACGUCAUUUUUUAAAAAGUGUUUUUAAGUGUAUGCAAAUGUUUUACUUUAUGCUGAAAACAAUCUAGUUGUGGAGUUUAAAGCUUAAUUAGGCAGGAAAAUUCAGGCAUCCGGUGACUUCUUCACAUUUUUAUUCCUGCUUUGUCUUUGUUGAAAGACAUCUUGGCAGAGUAUAUGCAGAGGUGUCACUUACCCACUGCUGAAAUGUACUGGGCUGGAACACGCCAGUCAUUCUUCAUCAACAACACCAAACAGUUAUUUUGGGCAGAGAAUUGGAAGAGCAGUUUUUCCUGUUGAAUCUGCAGUGGGAAGCUGAGACGAUUGAAUGUAUGCCUCAGAUCUUUUGGCCCCAACACCCUUCUCUCCUUAUUUGCUAUGAGGAACAGUCUCUUGAGGGCUGUUCAUUCCAGUGGAAAUACGAUCGCAGAAUCAUCUGGGUUGGAAAAGACUUCCUGAGGUCACCUGGCCCCAUCUGGCAACCUUAGCACAAGAUUCCAGCAUCAAUUCUCCCAGAACAAGCCUGUUAACAACUCCCAUAUCUCACAUAAACCCCUUGCGCAGUCUAAGUCUGUUUUCUCUUUUGUCCUUCAGUGAAAUAGAUUAUUAGAUUGCAUUUCUUUCUGCUGCAAGGGUGUGUGCCCAUGCACACAUGUGUCUAUGUGUUAUAGAUCUUUAAUUGAGAUUAAUCUUGAUUCUUCCCUGCUGUCGUCUGUAGCACAUAUACCCGGAGACUUCCAUUCAACUAUUUGUGUAUAGUAAUAGCUUUCAUGAAAAGUAAGAUGUUUUUAUGGGUAAAUUUUGAAGCGUUGAUGGAAUUAUUGCAGACUGUGCUUUUGAGCUACAGUAUGUAUGAUGAUUAAUUUUAUGUGUCAACUUGGCUGGGCCACAUAAGGCCAAGAUGUGCAGUCAAACACUGGUCUGGGUGUUUCUGUGAGGGUGUUUGGAGAUGUUUGGUUAACCAAAUGUUUGGUUAACAUUUAAAUCAGUGUACUUUGAGUAGAUUGUCCUUCAUAACAUGGAUGGGCCUCAUCCAAUCAGUUGAAGGCCUCAAUAGAACAAAAAUAGAUUUCCAGAGCAAGGAAGAAUUUUCUAGCAGAUAGCUUUUAGCCAACAACUGCAUCUGCUCUCCUGUUGGCCUUUGUACCAGAACCUCAGCAUUGGCUCUCCUGGGUCUCCAGCUUGUCAGCCCACCCUGUAAAUUUUGGAGUGGCCAGCCUCCAUAAUUGCACGAGCCAAUUCUUUAUGAUAAACCUCUUUCUAUAUAUAUAGACACAUCCUGUUGGUUCUGUUUCUCUGGAGAACCCUCACUAAUAUAGUGUGCAUAAAAGACAAGUAAGUAUAUGUCCUAGAUUUAUCUGGCUGUCUGUUUUUGAAGUGGUGCUUUAUAUUAAAGAGAAAGGUUACUGGGAGAGGCCAUUAGACAAUUGAGAUUCUGGCCACAACUCUUUUAGCACCUGCCUUUCUAACCUGGUCGCUUUUCAUCUGUCAGCCUCAGUUUCUACUCUGUAAAAGGAGUUUGAACUAAGGAGUUUCCAAGGUCUGUGAUUCCAUGACAUAUAAAUGUUGAACAUUUGAGCCAGCUGCUGAGAAGGUAUCUAAAGAUAAUUCUUCUGAGGACUGCCCAGGGUUAACUGAGGGCGUAUAAAGGUAGUGGUGGUGGUACAAUGAAUGCCAAGCACAGGGGACAAAAAAAAUCAUGAACAGAAGGAUUUCCUGUGUAUCAGGUAGAAUAUUCUAAUCUGUUAAAUAUAAAACAUGGGUAAGUAAAUGCCUGCAUGCAAACCUUUAGCUUUUGUGACUUCUCAUUUGAGGGCAGAUAGUCUCACUUUGAGUGCCCUUCACACCUGUCUCUGCACUGCACUAAUUCUUGGCAUUGUGACGAGCUGAGACCCUCAGGCCUAACUGAGGGGCCCUAGCCCAACCGAUGGACAGGGAAUGCCUGACCCCAGGCUCAUGUGGGCUAUUCUUGACCACAGAGACUAGAGGGAAUCUCAGAUCAGCACUGACCCAUGGGGCUGUAGAUUGAUUUCUCUAUUGCCUUGGUUUUGAGACUUCCUUUUUUUUUUUCAACUUGGGCUUCCCUCUCCAGGUCAAAAAAAAAAAAAAAAAAAAAGCAGUAACCACAAAGCAGGAACCAUAUUAUUUUAGCUCCUCCUGUCUGGAGAAUGGUCAACACUUAGCCGCAGAAAUCUUUUGGCUUUCCUGGACUGGAAUUAAUGUUCCCCUCAUGCAUUGGAGCAGCUGGCAUUUUGAGUUGGACAGUUUGGGUUUGUGCUUGGGAAAGCCAGCUGAGGGGAACCACUCAUUCUGUGUAAGGGGCUUAUUCCUUGCUCACUAGGGGCAUGCCCUGCAAACACGGGGGCGGUGGCUUUCUUCCCCCUUUGGGUUUUUUCUGACCAUAAACUCACCAGUGAGGAUCCUGGAUGGCCACAUCCCCUAGAGGCUAGUUGAUUGUUUACCCCGGCUGGUGCUGAAGUCAGACAAAUGAUUAACCCCUGGAAUCCCUGGUUAGACCCCAGUUGCGGUCAUGAGUUCAGCCUUUCGAACGGCAGGCUGAAAUUGUUUUUCCAGCAUUCUACCCAAUCGGGUGUCCCUGCCUGGACUCUGCUAUGGAGACUCUCCCUUGGGAGAGAGUGGUGGGCAGUGGGGCGUGGGAAGAGGAGGGAGGAGGAAGCCUCCAUCUGUUGCUGGCUGGCCCUGCGUCCCCUCCGAGGAGGGAUCCCUGGUCACUUCCCUUGUCCUUUUCUUCCCGGAUGGAACAAGAUUAUCAUCGGGGUGUGUGUGAACGCCGGGACUCAGAAGACAAAGGAAUGGGCUCCGAUUUUGAGAACUCUGAGGACAGGGAAGGGGACCCAGAAGAAAGAGAAAUGGGCUUUAAUCCACAGGACACAGACAAGAAAGAAGGCCACCCAGAGCUGGAGACGGGCUCCAACCCACAGGACUCCAGGGGGAGAGAGGUAGUGCCGGAUGUCUGCACAGAGGGGCUGCUAAGUGAGGAAGAAGGGGUGGCUCUCCGGGAGGAAGAGGAUGACCCAGCUGGGGUAGCUGAUAUGGGCAUGUUCCCAGGACUGUCCGAGUCAGACAGCAUAUCCCGGAGCCCCCGGGAAGAGGAGGACGAGGAGGAGGAGAGUGCUGGGGAGAACCGGCUAGAGGAAGAGGAGCAGCCACCCCCUCCAGUGCUGCCCUGGAGGCGACACCUCUCCCUGGGCAGUCGGCACCGGGGUGACAAGACUGCCCACCGCCGCUUCCACCGGCUCCACCACCCCAUGGCCGUGGACCUCGGGGAGCUGGACAGCCUGGUGGCCAGCAUCAUGGACGCGCCCACCAUCUGCCCGGACUGCGGGGAGAGCUUCAGCCCGGGCGCCGCCUUCCUGCAGCACCAGCGCAUCCACCGCCUGGCGGAGGCCGCCGCCGCGGCCAGCCUGGAACCCUUCGGCUUCGCGGGCGAGUGCGGCGCCAUGGUGGGGAUGAUGGGUGUGGGCGUGGCGGGUGGCUUCGGCGCGGGGCCCGCGCUGGCCCGGCCGCCGCGGGAGAAGCCGUUCCGCUGCGGGGAGUGCGGCAAGGGCUUCAGCCGCAACACGUACCUGACCAACCACCUGCGCCUGCACACGGGCGAGCGGCCCAACCUGUGCGCCGACUGCGGCAAGAGCUUCAGCUGGCGCGCCGACCUGCUCAAGCACCGGCGCCUGCACACGGGCGAGAAGCCCUACCCGUGCCCCGAGUGCGGCGAGGCCUUCAGCCUCAGCUCGCACCUGCUCAGCCACCGGCGCGCGCACGCGGCGGCCAGCGGCGCGGGGGCGGCGGCGCUGCGGCCCUUCGCCUGCGGGGAGUGCGGCAAGGGCUUCGUGCGCCGCUCGCACCUGGCCAACCACCAGCGCAUCCACACGGGCGAGAAGCCGCACGGCUGCGGCGAGUGCGGCAAGCGCUUCAGCUGGCGCUCGGACCUGGUGAAGCACCAGCGCGUGCACACGGGCGAGAAGCCCUACAUGUGCUCCGAGUGCGGCGAGACCUUCAGCGUCAGCUCGCACCUCUUCACGCACAAGCGCACGCACUCGGGCGAGCGGCCCUACGUGUGCCGCGAGUGCGGCAAGGGCUUCGGGCGCAACUCGCACCUGGUCAACCACCUGCGCGUGCACACGGGCGAGAAGCCCUUCCGCUGCGGCCAGUGCGAGAAGCGCUUCAGCGACUUCUCCACGCUCACGCAGCACCAGCGCACGCACACGGGCGAGAAGCCCUACACGUGCCUCGAGUGCGGCAAGAGCUUCAUUCAGAGCUCGCACCUGAUCCGCCACCGCCGCAUCCACACCGGCAACAAGCCGCACAAGUGCGCCGGCUGCGGCAAAGGCUUCCGCUACAAGACGCACCUCGCGCAGCACCAGAAGCUGCACCUGUGCUAGGGCUGGGCCCGCGGGAGCAUGUGGGGAGUGGAUGUCCGGGGACGGACCCUGGGGAAGGGGCGGGAGGACCGUUCUGAGAGUGACUACAGAGCCUGUUGGUGUUAGGGGUGGCUGAAGGGGAGGGUUGAGUUCUUUCUGGGUGCUAUGUUUUGCCCACCUCCUCAACAUGGGGGAAAAAAAACGUUUGGGAGAUGUGCUUGAGGUGAUGACUUCCUGGAGUACAUGCUGUAGGGAGGGGGUGAGGAGUGUGGAGAGCAGGAGCUUUGAGGAUCUUGAGGAAGGGAGUUGGGGGGCAGGGUGGGAACAGGUAGCAGGCAAUAGAGGGAGAGGGUAUGGUUGGCGUGAGGGUUAUGGGGUAAAAUAAAACGCAGGUGUAAGUAAUUCUACCCUGGUCCUACCAGGUCGUAAGCCAGUGUUUGCUCUGUCCUCACACAUCACCUAUAGUCUCACAAAAAGUAGGGGAACCUUGUUGAUCCCAUGAGAGAGGAUUUUUAGCAUUCUCUUCCCUUCCUUUCUCUGAGCCACAGUUAGCUGCUAUUUCGAGGUAUCCAGGGGAAACUGGGCAGAAAUCUACACACUCUCAUUUAAAGGGGCAACCUCUAGCACUUAGAAAUUCAUUUAUAACUGGUUGUCAGAUCUCCUGGGAAAUCUUGGUCCUGCUCCUGGUUCUUUCCUACUUCCUUGAAAAUACUCUAGCUUCAUGCUGAGUCAAGGUUGUCUAUCUGGAUGAUCAGCCUCCUGCCCCCUCCCCUCAUCCCAGGUAUGUGCCACACCCACUGUUUCUUUCAGGUCUCACAUGUGAUCUUUUAAGUGCAGGGAAAAGGAACAAUCUCAGCUAUGUGUGACUUUCCUAGAUCAGCAUGGUGCAUGUGUUUCAAGUACACUUCAGGCCAUCAACAGUUGCCCUAGUGACCUGCUACAAAAGGCAGCCAGCUCAGAGUUUUGCUGGCCUUUAAGUGAGAAAUCAAGGAAAGCCAGACGUUCACAUGUUGGGAUGCAAGGCUCCUCUGUCUCAUUUGCCUUCAGUUUGCAUCUGUGUACCCUGUCCCCACUAACCCCCACCUCCAUCCAUACUGAUGAGGGAUUUAGUCCGAGUAGGAAAGUCUUCUUCCUACAUGUGGAGGCACAGUAGAAAAUCUCAAGGCUUUCCACAAAGAAGGCACAGUCAGGGAGAGGUAUAAAUGCAAAAUUGCCAAAUAGCACAAGCAAUGAAUGUUCUCUGGUGAUUAUAUAGAUGCCAAAAUCGCACUUUGGUAUUUGCAAAGUGCUUUAUGCUUUUUAAUGAUUGUUAGUUGUUUCUCACAGCAUUGUGAGGUAGAUCAGUAUUAUGACCCCUUUCUUAGGGAAGGCCUGGGGAUAGGAGUGUGUCAAGCUGUCCUGAAGAAAGCAGGCUGAUGACAGUGUGAAUAGUUGUGGUCUGACCUUUUGCGUUCUCCAGCUCAGCUGCUAGGAGCACUUACCUGUCAGUCAUGAUUUAUAUAAUGGAAUAAGGACACUGAAAAUUGUUAUGCUUGAUGGAAAACUUAAGGCUAGCCUAGAAGGGCCAAAGAUGUCCUUAAUUGGCAAAGCUGGUCUUUGUCACCUAAUUAAGGUAUCCUAGCUAUGUUCCCUUUCUAGUAGGGGGCUGUAGUUAGAUGCCUCUUGUAUAGAUUUCAGUUACCAAUGCUGAAAGUUCCUCCCUUAGGUUAGCCUUUAGAAGUUAGAGUUGUGGAAAGCAGUAUUGUUUUCUUUACUAGCAAUUGUUACCCUAUACCUUUCAUGGAAGCAUCUUCACAAACUGUUGGACAUAGUUGAAGGGAAAAAAAAAAACCUAAAAAUUGUUUUUACAGUUUUAGCAAAAUUUCUGUGGAUGCUAGUAAUUUAUACGUGAUCAGUUGUAUUCUAGUAAAGAACCUCUUUGGGGACUGUAGGAAAGCAUGUUUUUGUCAUAAUAAAAACACUUUUUAAAAAAUCCUGAUAAUUCUGGGCUUGUAUAAUGCCUGCUAAUCUUGCCCUCUUAAUCAGUUUAUUGUUAUUCACAAAUGCAAAUAGAUUUUCAAACUAUGGACAGUUUUGAAAGACGUUACUUCUUUUUCAUUUUCUUUUAGUCAAGAGUAACACAAGCAAAGCAAGUGUCCAUUCUUAAUUCUGACUCUUGCAGUCUGAAUACUAAGUGUAUAAGACCCAUUGGAAAAUAAUAUAGCCAAUUUGUAGGUGAUCUUACUCCUUUGUGGGUUUUUUCCAUGCACAUCUACCUCUUCCAGCUGUUUUAAGUUCUCUCAAGUCUGUGCCUAUGAACUCUCAUCCACCUUUUGAUUAUUCAUGGGUUGAUUAUCCACUUUAUAGGUUAUUUGGUCUUUUGCUGCCAUUGUCAUGAACAGUCUUAUCUGUAUCAACUAUACUACAUAUCAAGGGUUCAACAAGGAGUGGAGAUUGAAGCUAAUGUAAAAUAAUUUAGUGGUCAUGGAAAUCUUUAGACUUCAUUUGCCUCUUGUUUUUCCUGUUACCACGGAUAAGAGAAUCAGCCACUAUGUUGUUAUUCCUUCUGUGAGCAAAUCCCUUAGCAGAAGAAAACCGUUCAACCACCAACACCCCACUCUAUUGGUGCAUUUAAAAUGUGAUUCAAUUUUUCUUGCAACUCUUCAGGGAACAUCUGCAUUAAGUGAGGUUAAAUGCAUUCAGGAAGUUGUUUCUUAUAUCUAGGUUUAGAAUAAUAGUAUAUCUUCAGCAAACCCUGUUACCUGUGGUUCACCCUUGAAAAUAUUAAUCUGAAGACUCCUUCCACCAACUCAUUAAUGAUGGUGGAGGCCAGUAUAUUAUUUGUUUCCUGGAGAGUUUGGUCAAGAGCAGUCUUCCUCUGCUGCCUUUUUCUAAGCAAAACCUGGAGCAGUUUAAAUAGGCUAAAUGGUUUUGAUUAAAUCUCCAGCUCUGAGUUGAAAGGAGAUGAGACAUUAACCCCUUGAGCCAUGUCGUCUCUUUACAAUCAAGAGGCUGUACAUAUGUGAAAAAGUACAAAUUAAGAACCUGUGUUCAUAGACAAUCUGAAUUGUUUCCGAAGUUUGUGCACAUUUUCCUUCAUUGUAAUGUUGUUAUUUUACAGCUGUUUGUUAAAAUAGUGAAUAAUUUAAUGCUCCUAAAAGUAACAGGUUUUGUGUGAGUGUGUGCUUGUGUAUGUAAGAAUUGCCUUAUUUUCAGGUUGUUUUAUUUAAUUAUGGUUCCUUGGACAGAAUUCUGGUGUUCAGCAACCAAUAUGGAAUAUUUGUCAUUAAAUCCAUAUCAGUCUUUUA
This is a messenger RNA of Microcebus murinus (gray mouse lemur), 11978 nucleotides long. NCBI's taxonomy places the organism in Eukaryota, Metazoa, Chordata, Mammalia, Primates, Cheirogaleidae. The record is from RefSeq and is a predicted model, not a curated record.